AGCUGGCAAGAAACUUCAUGAUCCGGCAAAGCGGGCCUUUGCACUCCGAAUCCGCCACCACCAUGACGGAAGAAACACCCACUGAAAUCUUUCUCCCGCCUUCAUUUCCAUACCCAAUCAAGAUAUCCUCUAUUGACGCGCCCACAGCGAGCACCGUUCAGCGUGGAGUCCGUCUGCUGAGCUAUUCCUUCCUGUCCACCCCUCAAGGUGGCCACCCAGAGACUCGGUUUGGGACCUGGGACUGUGCUAUCGAUGGGGACAUUCAAUCAUGGAAUAUCAAGGCUGGAGAUGUCAUUACUGCAGCAAGGGCGAGAGAUAAGCCUGUUGUGGUAAUACAGGAACCAUGCAAACACGGGAUGCAGCUUGGUGGACUGUGUGUUUUGUGCGGCAAGGACAUGACCAAUUCUGAUUAUAUCGGAUUCUCGGACACUUCACGCGCUUCUAUUCAAAUGACACAUUCUGCUAAUGGCCCUACUGUGUCCUUCGAGGAGGCUCAGCGCAUCGAACGCGAGACAGCAGACCGCUUGAUCAAAGCGCGCAAGCUGUCGCUUAUCGUGGAUCUCGACCAGACAAUCGUACAUGCGACUGUGGACCCCACUGUUGGGGAGUGGAUAGCAGAAGGUGAGGCUUGGGAGGAGAAACAUCAACAGAAGAAUGGGAACGGUGUACAGCCGGACGAGGAAUCUUCUGAUACCGACGAUGAGGAGUGUAAUCCCAACUGGGAGGCCCUCAAGGACGUCAAGAAGUUCAAACUGGGGCCUGAAUCAUUCGGGGCACCGUAUGAAGUCAAGGGCAAGGGCAAGUCCAUUGAACAGGACGGAUGCAUGUACUACAUUAAGCCUCGACCUGGGUGGGAAAACUUCCUGCAACAAGUCGCGGCCAAAUACGAGAUGCACGUAUACACUAUGGGCACGCGUGCUUACGCUGAACAAGUGUGUGCAGCUAUUGACCCGGACGGCAACCUUUUCGGUGGAAGGCUGCUCAGUCGAGAUGAGAGCGGGAGCCUAACACAGAAAAGUCUACAACGACUGUUCCCUUGUGACACAUCCAUGGUAGUGAUCAUUGAUGAUCGAGGGGAUGUAUGGGAAUGGAGUCCCAACCUUAUCAAAGUUGUUCCCUACGACUUUUUCGUGGGUAUUGGAGACAUCAACUCUGCAUUCCUUCCCAAAGUACCAAGUUCUGCCCUCGCGUCCUCGUCCACCCAAGCGCUGAUAACACAGAAUUCGAUCGCACUUGAAGCUCAGGUAGAAGGAAGGCCACUAGCAAAGAUGCAAGAGCAACUCGCAGACAGUGACGACACAGCCAAAGAAAAGGAGGUCAGUCCAACACACGAUCACAAACAGACCAGUCACCACAAAAAAGCUUUGUUGAAAAGUCAAGACAACGAAUUGGAGCGUGUUCUAAAACUACUUGACGAAGUCCACCAACGUUUCUUUGAUGCCCAUGACGCUUUGUUGAGCAAACAAAAACGCGAGGAGGAUGAACGGGAUGUAACGAAAAUUAUACCCAGCAUACGGUGUAAAGUUCUUCAAGGAGUGCAUAUUGUAUUCUCUAGUCUCUUCCCGAUGGAUACGAAACCCGAAUCGUCUGAAGUGUGGAAAAUGGCGCGCACGUUUGGCGCAAAGUGCUCUGCGGAGCUUGUCGAAGGUGUCACCCAUGUCGUCGCGGCCAAGCCUGGCACGGACAAAGUGAAUCACGGCUCAAAACGACCGGGAGUCAAAGUCGUCUGGGCCCAAUGGCUCACUGAUUGUAUAACGCUUUGGCAGCGGGUGGACGAAACUCCGUACCUGAUGGAUCCUGGGGUGGAUAGAGAAAGUGUCCUCACGCAUGGCGUCGUCGUGCGGGAUAAGGAUAAACACCACCAUGAGGUGGGAACUGAGCUGGAGAUUGGUGAGAUUGAUUGGAAUGAUAUCAAUGACGAGGUUGACGCUGCCAUGAAUGAGAGCGAUGAUGACGAGGAUGAAGAUACACAGAGAGAGGGAUAUAGGGUCUGGGACCCAGAUGACGAGAGCGCACCAAAUACACCAAGGAAACGAACAAGGUCGAGAAGUGCGACACCAUCGACAUCUGGUGACGGAGGCAGUCCGGAGUCGAAAAAAAGGAAGCUCGAGGGAUCCUCAUUAAAGGAGACGGUAAGCGCUACGAACUUGACAGAAGCGGAAGAAGACGAAGAGGAUGACGAUGAAGAGGAAGAAGAGGUCGAGGUCGAUGACGAUUUCCUAGCCAAAGAACUGGAAGAGGACUGGGGAUAACAGACAUUCCCUUCUUUUGAUAUGGCUUUCAUACUUGUCGGGUGCAUCGCUAAUUUCCUUCUGUCAUUGCUCCUGUAUCUAUUAGCUGCGGGUAUGGUUUUCUUGGUGCCAAGAACUGGUCUGUAUAAUCUACUUUCUUUAUGAUCUCUUUAUUACGCAUAAUUCCAUCCAGGUACAUGGAUGAUAGCUGUAUAGUAUUUCAGAGUAAAUCAAAAAACCGAAGGCACACGAUGGUUGAGUAGUGGAUAACUAAGUGCAAAUCGGGACUUGUAUAUCACCAUAUGAGCGGUGUACACUGCACAAGACAGCGACUCUUGGAUAUUAACUCUGGUCAAGCAAAGCAU
Molecule: messenger RNA, 2596 nt
Organism: Desarmillaria tabescens
Lineage: Eukaryota; Fungi; Basidiomycota; Agaricomycetes; Agaricales; Physalacriaceae
Exons: 10
Coding region: 18-2252 (744 amino acids)
Cellular component (GO): nucleus
Molecular function (GO): RNA polymerase II CTD heptapeptide repeat phosphatase activity
Source: RefSeq, a predicted model, not a curated record